UUUAUCACAGGACUGUAUUAUUUAAUGUGGGCGAAGUCAAUGAUUACUGUCUCUCGUCCUUGGUGUACAGUGACACAGGUGGUGGGUCGUGGCAGCUUGUCGUUCUCACAGCCGCGGGUGGAGGUGUUCGUCCAGGAGAACACAGCCCCACUACACCUCCUCACUCUUCACGCCGCCUCCAACACCUCCACGACGGGCGUGAUGUACAGCCUUGCGGGCGGGGGCGUGGGCGGUCUCUUCCGUGUCGACGCCCGCACUGGCCACCUCACCCUUACCGCCCCCCUCGAUUAUGAGACCAGGAGUCAGUACGAGGUGUUGGUGGUGGGGGAGGCCGGGGAAGAACGGGCGUACGGGCGGGUCUUGAUUCGGGUAGAGGACAUCAAUGACAUGCCGCCCACCUUCUCCAGGCCCAUGUUCGAGACCCAGAUCACCGAGGAGGACGACCGACACCUGCCUAAGGCCAUCCUCCAGGUGGUGGCUGAGGACGCGGACGAGAGCGACGAGGGACGACUGGUGUACACACUGGUUGGGGACGACGACCCAGACACCAACACCACCUUCUCCAUCAGCCCCUCCACCGGCCACAUCCACCUCCUACGGCCUCUGGACCGUGACGCGCCAUCUGGAAGGGCUCGCUGGAAGCUGUGGGUGACGGCGACUGACGGUGUACACAACGCCCACGCUCAGGUCCACGUCAACGUCAAAGACAUCAACGAUAACGCCCCCUUCUUCCCUCACGAUGUUAUUGAUGCCACUGUACUGGAGAACGCCGCCGCCGGUACGGAGGUGACGCGGGUGGAGGCAACAGACCAUGACGACCCCCAGGAGAGCACCAACGCCGCCAUCACCUACUCCGUCGACAAGAACGUGAUCGACGAACAGUCCGGGAGACCCAUCUUCUCUAUAGACGCCAUGACGGGCAGGGGCGAGGGGGAGGGCGAGGGGGGAGGGAUCAGGACGGCGUUGUGUUGCCUAGACCGGGAGCAGACACCUUCCUUCGUCAUCCAGGUGGUGGCGUCAGACGGCGGUGGCCUUAAAGGGACAGGAACGGUGGUCGUGUCGCUGGGGGACGAGAACGACGCGUCGCCCAAGUUCACGAGGAGGGAGUGGCAGGUGACGGUGAGAGAGACGGCUCCUCCUAACACCUCUCUGGCCUUCCUCACGCUCCACGACCCCGACACAACCAACCACUUCACUUUUAGGGUGGUGGCGGGUAGCGGAUACGGAUGGGAGAGGUUCGCGGUGGUGGCGGCCAGGAACUACAGUGGGGCCCUUCACGCCAUUCGCACCUUAGACUAUGAAGACCAUGCCCAGCGUCCAGGAUUCAAGUUCAAAGUGCAAGUGUCUGACAAGGAGGACGAAAAGCGGCGGUGGGAGGACGAAAAACACCUGGACGACACCUGGGUGAGGGUGAUACUGGAAGACGACAACGACAACGACCCUCACCUCACCACCACCCUAGUCAACCUCACCCUGGCCGAGAACACUCCUCUAGGUCACUCCCUCGCUACCUUCACCGCCACCGACCAAGACGAGGGCGGCGACGGAGAGAUCCAUUACGUCAUCGACCCCAGCAGUGACCCUGGCAGAAGAUUUGCCGUGGAUUCUGAAGGUCGCGUGCGGCUGCGGCGAGUGCUGGACCGCGAAGCUGCGGCGAGUCACACGGUGCGGGUACUAACGGUAGAUGGCGGGGACCCGGCCCGCACAGCAACUGCUACCCUCCUGCUCACAGUGACGGAUGUAAACGACAACGCACCGCACGUGGCAGGACCCGCCGUGAUGCACGUGCCAGAGAACAGCGGGCCGCGCCACGUAGCCGACAUCACCCUAGACGACGCUGACGACUGGACGCUGGGUCACGGCCCGCCCUUCACCAUCACCCUGGCUCACUCCGCCACACCCAAAAUCAAGCAGGACUUCGCUGUGGACUUCGAUGCCAGAGGUGAUGAGGGGCGCGGUGUGGCGGUGGUGACGUCACUACGGGCCCUGGACCGGGAGGAGGCGCCUGUACGUCUGCUGCCGCUGGUGGUGGGCGACGCUCAGGGCCUCAGCGCCACUGUCACGGUCACCGUCACCGUCGCCGACAAGAACGACAACUUUAUGGCCCCCGCAGCUAAGACCAUAGCCGUCACCCGCAUCACAGGCCAGGCCGGGGUAGUGCCGUUAGGACGCGUGUACGUGGAGGACGCUGACGACUGGGACGCCGACGAGAAGACGUGGGCGUGGCGGAACAGGAACCAACACUCGCUCUUCACCCUCGACCCAUACACGGGGCACCUGGCCAUGUCUACCCACGCCAGCGACGGCACGUACUUCCUUCAGUUCUGGGUGAGUGACGCCGCCCAGGGUCAGGUGGACGUGCUGGCCAACGUGACGGUACAAGUCAACACCUUGAGUCAUGAAGUCAUCCCUUGGGCCGUCCCCGUCACCCUCACUUCACAUUCCCCCCAGCACCUCAUCACCCAUCGCCAGGGAGUUGGAAGGUCUCCACUCGAAGCUCUGGUGGAAUCGGUCGAGUCUAUCGCGGGUGCAGAAGUGGUGGUGGUCUCCCUCGAGGGACAGAGCAUGACCACUCCAAGAGGUGCUGAGACGCAGGUGUGGCUGGCUGCUCGCCCUCGUCAGCCCCUCGACCAGCUCCUCCUGCUGCACCGCCAACAGGUCUCAAGUGAGUCAGGCGUGGAGGUGUCAGACGUGGGCGUAGGGGUAUGUCUCACUCAACCUCACCACGAGCAGAGAGAAGGGUCGCGGGCGUGGGUGGUCGACGCCAACACCACGGCCGUAGUCACUCCACGUUUUCACACAAUGACCAGCGGCUGCAGCUGUCACAUCCGCCAGCCACAAAUUCUACAGGAACAGCAGCGACAAGUCACAGAGAGUGCAGCUUACCAGCCCAAUGUUGCUGCCGUCACCCAUCCCUCCUCCUGCCAACCCAACCCUUGCCUCAACGGUGGACGCUGCAUAGCCAACCCCCGGGGCCCCAGCUGCGUGUGUCCACAAGGUACGAGUGGAUCCAUCUGCAAACAGUUGAGUCGUCAUUUUGCAGGUUACGGCUGGGCCUGGGUGCCCUCAGUGCCCACCUGCUCGCAUGUCCAUAUUACUCUCGAAUUUCAAACCAGCUGUUCUACCUGCCUCCUCCUGUACGCUGGCCCGGAACCUACCUCCAGCCACCCAGCUGCACGCUUCUUACAGGAAGAUGUGUUAAGUGUGGAGCUACGAGACGGACAGCCGUGGGUGAUGCUGGACCUGGGCACCAGUCCCGUGUUGCUCGCCCCCUCAGCCACCCGCCACAAGAAGUCAGCCUCACAGGUUACGUCACCACCACCCCACCAGACAUCCUCACUGGCAGAUGGUCGGUGGCAUCGUCUUGACGUUAUAUGGGGACAACAGAAAGCUGAGGUGAUAACAGACACGUGUGAGGGAGGUGGUGAGUGUCGAUUGACGGCGUCACUGCCCCCUGGCGUAGGAGGGUUGAGAGUGGCAGCACCACUACAGGUUGGCGGCUUGGCUCACUCCCCUCCCCACCACCUGGACCACGGCUGGCCAGCGGCUGUCACACACGCUGCCUUCCGAGGCUGUAUGCGCAACCUACGUAUCAAUGGUGAGUUGCAGGACCUCGGUAGGGAGGUACUAAGCCACAACAGUUCUCCCGGGUGCCGUAACCACGACCACUGCCUGGCUGCCGGGAGACCCUGCAGUAGCCACUCCAGGUGUAUAACGAGUCAAGGAGGACCUGUGUGUGAGUGUGACCUAGGCUGGUCAGGAGACGCUUGUGACCAGAAGGCACAACCUUCAUCGUUCUCCAGAAGCAGCUACAUCAAGAUGGCGCUCUCCACUUCCCCGCCGCCCAACACCACCUCCCUGCAGCUGCGCUUUCGUACCUGGGAGGAGUCUGGACAACUGUUGUCUGUGACGUCACACCAUGGGCGAGAUCAGCUGACCCUGCAGCUGGUUGACGGCCACAUGUGUGUUCAGCUGAUGCUACAACACCUGCCUGACACCCAGCUGUGUCUGUCACGUGCACACCUUAAUGACGGCAAGUGGCAUAGCGUCAAGGCCAACAGAUAUGGAGAGUGGCUGGAGAUGAUGGUGGACGAGGGCGACGGUCCCCUAUACAACACCACGCCCACACCCUCCUCCCUCCUCGGCUGGACCCUUCCCCUCAUGGUCGACCGUCAUGAAGGUGUCCAUGUGGGAGGCUCGCCAGAGUAUGUAGGUGUGAGUCUCCACACCGUCCACAAUGAUUUCCGCGAUGGGUGUCUGGGUGACCUGAGGGUGUCUGGAGUAAGUCUUCCUCUGCCGCCUCUUCUCAACUCAUCAACUUGGGCACAAGCUACCAUGUUCACUAAUGUCCACGCUACCUGUCUCGCCCCUCCUGUGUGUGCCAACGUCAGCUGCUCUGAGCCUCUCACCUGUGUUGACGUCUGGAGAAGACACGAAUGUGGGUGUGGUGAAGGAGCGGCACUGAUGAGGGAGACUGGCACUUGUAGGGAUGUGAACGAGUGCCUGUGGUCUCCUUGCUUCAACGGUGGCACCUGCAUCAACCGAGAGCCUGGCUACCUGUGCCUCUGUACCAAGUCCUUUACAGGUGAGCACUGUGAGGUGACCGCUAGUAGGUACACCUCCCUCACCCUCUCCUUCAGCGCCUUGGUCAUCGUAUUGAUCCUCUCCGUCAUGAUCCUCGCCAUGGUGUUGGGCGUUUAUAUCCUGUAUCAGCGACGACGAAGGAGGAUGAGGAAGUCAGUGAAAGCAGCUGAGGAGUUCACGGUGUCUGCAAAAAUCUCACAGGAGUUGGAAAAUGUUGACAUCCCAGGCGGCGAGAACACUGAUCUUAAGGUGGCGUGUAGCAAGAUGGGCCACCGGCAGUCUUCAGUGACCAAGGAUACAAAGUUGACUGCUGUGGACGUACUGAGGAGGGACAAGUCAGAUGAUGGGAAAGAAGCUGCCCCAGAGAGUGGAUGUGGCUGUCCACACUUGCCCUCACUAGAUGACCUCCGCUACUAUGCUUACGAGGGUGAUGGCAGCUCUCCUGGUUCUCUCUCUUCUUGCUGUUCAGGUGUUGAUGGCGUCGAUGAGGUGCGGCUUCUUGGGGGCUUCCAAGACGUCGCGGCACUACUGAACUGCCUCGUCGGUCAGCAAAACACACAGUCACCUCUCCGUCAGCACAGUCAAGCUACCACUACCCAACAAAUGCCUGACACGCUGAGCACUUCUGUUGCCACAGUCAACGUAAACGGAUGUAAACAUGAAAACAAAAGUUCUUCGCCGUCUAAGAAAUUGAAAUCAAACUCUGGUGAAAGUGAAGAUGGUGUCGCGACUGUGACCUAUGAAGCAGGAAUACAGUCAGCUCUAAUAUACCGUAAAUGGAAUUCUCUACCAAGAUCUCGAGCCCCCAAAAUAUUUGUUAAUAACUUACAUGAUUACACACGAGACGCUGUGGGCUGUUCAGUGGACAGAGGCUGCUACUCUCUCAGACGAAACAUUAUUUCCUCAGCUGCUGUGACUGACACGCUUCUGCCAGGAACAUGUUACAGCAAAACACACACUUGCUGUACAAAAAUUCCACCACCGAUGGGAUUUGAAGAGAACUCACUCUCUGUCUUGUCCAGUGGCAGAGACACGUGCCAGGCUUGCAAUGUUGCCACUCUGCUUUGUGAUGAUAAGUGUAAAAACCUUCAAGUUCCUCGGCGGAGUCGGUCCACCUCCACUGUGUCAUACAUUGCGUCUAGAGACAAGGCUCUAGGCAGUUGCUCGUGUUCCGUAGUGCAGCCGUUGCCAGGGGUUCCAUGCUCUCAACCUUCUUGUGAGCAACAAAGGACUAGUUCUUACAGUGGCCUCCAGCUUGCGGACGCCAGCAGUGCAGGACAGUCACCAGGGUGUCCGUGUACCAAUACUCAGAUCUCCGUGAUCUCCACCAAAACUCACAAGGGUUGUGGUAGUGAUAAACUGUUUCUGUUGUAAUAACACUCAAAUUUUCAUGGCGCAGGAUGACCAAGAUAAAGGCCAACACAACAGGUUUUCCCAUCAUUCACUGUUAUUCAUUCUUUCAAACUGCUGUAGCAGAUGUUUGUUGCCAUUGUGUUCUCCUUCCAUAAGGCAACCUCGAAAUUACCACAUCCCCCCCCCCCCUGUGAGUGUGUGUGUGUGUGUGUGUGUGUGUGUGUGAUUUAAGCGCAGUAUUUCGUACAGCCGAAGUGUAUCGGCGGAUGACUUCUACAAAAGGUUGUUGAGACAUUAUGGUUACUGAGGUUGUUGAGACAUUAUGGUUACUGUACAGCAUCAGGCAGUCAUGCCCCAACUCCCCCACACACACUCCUCCCUAACUAAUCACUUCACUGAGCGUUUGAUGCACACUUCAUCCUCUACACUCCCCUUCCAGCCAGCCCAAUGUUUAACACCAACCACGACACAAUUAUAUUUCCUUCUUCCACUUCCUUGUCACAACCUUUAACAUUGUAUUUCCAGUAUAUUGAUGCAUAUCUUCCUCACUGACUCUUCCUCCACUUAAGUUUGUAUCAUAUUAAAAACUCCUCACACCUGUGGACUUACCUGUCAUUAAUCCUCACACAUGUUUUAUUUCUUUAUUAUUGUCUAAAAUUAGUUGUAAUUCACUCUAGUCAUCCAUAUGUCGCACAUUAAUCCUCCAUGUCACAUACUAAUCCUCCUGCUGAAAUACAUUAAUCCUCCAUGUCACAUACUAAUCCUUCUGUCACACAUUAAUCCCCCAUGUCACACACUAGUCCUCCUUGUCACACAUUAAUCCUCCAUGUCACACACUAGUCCUCCUUGUCACACAUUAAUCCUCCAUGUCACACACUAAUCCUCCUUCUGUCACAUUAAUCCUCCAUGUCACACACUAAUUCUCCAUGUCACACAUUAAUCCCCAUGUCACACAUUAAUCCUCCAUGUCACACUAAUCCUCCUUGUCACACACUAAUCCUCCUUGUCACACAUUAAUCCUCCAUGUCACACACUAAUCCUCCUUCUGUCACACAUUAAUCCUCCAUGUCACACACUAAUCCUUCUUGUCACAUUAAUCCUCCAUGUCACAUACUAAUCCUCCUGUCAACACAUUAAUCCUCCUGUCAACACAUUAAUCCUCCUUCUGUCACACACUAAUCCUCCUUCUCUCACACAUUAAUCCUCCAUGUCACACACUAAUCCUCCUUGUCACACAUUAAUCCUUCUUGUCACACAUUAAUCCUCCAUGUCACACUCUAAUCCUUCUUGUCACACAUUAAUCCUCCAUGUCACACACUAAUCCUUCUUGUCACACAUUAAUCCUCCAUGUCACACACUAAUCCUUCGUCACACAUUAAUCCUCCAUGUCACACACUCCUAACCUAAUAUACCCUAAUUUAGCUUAACUUCAAAUGACAUGCCCUAAUUGAUCCUAUUUUACCCCAAUUUACCGUAAUCUACUUUACCAAAUUUAACCUUAUCUGACUUAUCCUAAUUUAACUUAACAGAAAGUAACUUAAUCUAACCUACCUUACCCUAAUCUAACCUACCUUACCUUACCCUAAUCUAAACUCCUAGUCUUGAGUGUCAUCCAUUUUUCACUAACUUUAUAAUCUUUAACGCUACACAACAUUUCUUUACUAAAAAUUCACAAAAACAGAUUCCAGACAAAAUUUUAAUUAGACAGGAGAGGUAAAUUAUUCUCUUUAUAAUCAAAUAAUACUGAUAAUAUACUGAAAAAAUAAUUCAAAUAAUAUCUUACCAUAAAGGCAUACAAUAUCUACUAACUGUAUUCAGUUCUGUAAUGUUGAAAAAAAAAAUUUACAAGUCUUCGCCAUUCCGAUUACGUCUGUCUUUGUCAAGCUCUUCGUGUGGCUAAGCGAAUGAGUCGUAAGGAAUUCUCUCAUAUUUUAUUUAAUUGGUAAUUUUCGUUUUAACAUCGUUCUCUAAAACUGUCUAAUUUUAGAUUCACUUUGAUGCUUAACAGACACAUACAGUGUGAGGAUUGACUCAACAAUUAGGAGCCAUUGUGGGUAUCUGGUUAUAAAGCGUAGUUGAACCAUUAUUUGGUGUUCAGUUUAUGUCGGCCACGGAAAAGAAGGAAAUUCAUUGGAUCAAGUGAAAAUGAGCUCCCCCCCCCCGCCCCCCCCCAGAUUAUUUCACUUCAAGAUUAAUCACCCAAAUGUUAACCUAACUUAACCUGACAUAGCUAACCUUAGCUUAUCCCCCACAACAAUGGGACCCCGUCAGAGGUUGAUCAAACACUACAGUACAGGUAAACAGAAGAUAAAACCAUACACCUAAAUUAUGGGGAACAUUCAUUCGUUGACAAAUGAUCUCCAGCCUGGUGUUGUAAUACUGAAUUCAUGACAAAUACGAUGUUAACUUAAUUUGAAAAGGACGCCUUUAAAAAAUACAAAGUGUGCUCAGCUCCCACCCGUCUUCGGUAUAUACAAAACUUGUUAUUUAGCUUCAUCAACCCUGAAAUUUAUUGUCCUAUUUCAUUCUAACCAUUGCUGAUUUAUGCCAGAAUAUAUUUCCUUCGCUGUACAGUAUGUGCCCUGCAUACUCAUGACAAAAUUUGUGUCCUAAUACCAUUCUGCGCAUUUAUUUAACCAGAUCCAAGCAACAAAUACUCGAUUGUCUCACUGUUAUACACUGCAUUUUUUUUCAUUUAACAAUUCACGCGAAUUUUCUGCCACGUAUUUUCCAACAUUGUCACAUGUGUUUAAUUUAUUAAUUAUAGAUAUGUAAAUGUAUCAUGCUUAACCUCUACCAUUAAGAUUUUAAAACUGGGCUCCCAGCGCGAUAGAAAAAGUACUACCCAGGCCACUCUACCUGCUGAUGGAGAUUAACUAUGUUAUAUGAGUGUGCGAGUGUUUUAAAACUGGGCUCCCAGCGCGAUAGAAAAAGUACUACCCAGGCCACUCUACCUGCUGAUGGAGAUUAACUAUGUUAUAUGAGU
Molecule: messenger RNA, 8923 nt
Organism: Homarus americanus (American lobster)
Lineage: Eukaryota; Metazoa; Arthropoda; Malacostraca; Decapoda; Nephropidae
Product: putative neural-cadherin 2
Exons: 29
Coding region: 25-5958 (1977 amino acids)
Biological process (GO): adherens junction organization; multicellular organism development; cell morphogenesis
Cellular component (GO): adherens junction; plasma membrane; catenin complex
Molecular function (GO): calcium ion binding; cadherin binding
Source: RefSeq, a predicted model, not a curated record